Molecule: messenger RNA, 1191 nt
Organism: Trichoplax adhaerens
Lineage: Eukaryota; Metazoa; Placozoa; Uniplacotomia; Trichoplacea; Trichoplacidae
Exons: 6
Coding region: 1-1191 (396 amino acids)
Biological process (GO): protein transport
Cellular component (GO): cytoplasm
Source: RefSeq, a predicted model, not a curated record
AUGAUGAGGAAGCUUGUUGCUUUCGAAAUCCUAUUUGCUAAAAAACCACCGAUAUUUUUUUCUGGUCGAUCUGUUGAUGGUAUUGUGGUUGUUCAUGUAAGCCAAGAUAUCGAGAUUCGUAGUAUUCGAGUUCGAAUCUAUGGAGAAGCCAAUACAUGCAUUAGAAUGAGAAAUGGCAAUCCAUUCAUUAAUCAUGGCAAUGGUACUGUUGCGAUACAACCCGGUGGCGGCUAUUGCUAUAAUGAAAAAGAAGUCUACUUGGAUCGAUCCAUCAAUUUAUGGGGCAACAAUGAAGGUCAAACUAAUGGCAAUGACGCAUUUCUACCGGCUGGUCGUCAUGAAUUUGAAUUUAAUUUUUCUCUCUCGGCCGAAGUUAGGAUACCAUCAUCAUUUUCACUUCUUAGUCAAUGUAGUAUUCGUUAUGUCGUGAUAGCUAGCAUAGAUCGAACUGGAAAAUCCCCUCGAAUCAUCAAACGACCAAUAGCCUUGUUAGAAUCGAUCAGUAUCGAUAGGCCUGCUUUAAUUCAACCACCUUGUCUUAAAGAAAAUGAAACCAUUUUAUGCUGUUGUUGUUGCCAGUCAGGCCCGAUUAAGCUCAGAGCUGGUAUCGAUAGAAGCGGCUAUUGCCCCGGUGAAAAGAUUAUCAUCGAUGCUGAAUGUGAAAAUUUAUCAUCUAGAAGAUUAAGUAGCAUCCGAAUUACGCUGAUUCGUCACGUCCAUUGGAAGGCAAAAGGUAUUCAUUGCUACAGAAGUUUUAUAUGUUAUGAAACACAAUCGAAUCAAUCAAUUGGACCGCAGGAGACUUAUAAAUGGAAUGAUCGAUUAUCUGCUCUUCCUGCUCUUCCUCCGACAAUUAAGAGUUGCCGGUUUAUAUCUGUAACUUAUCAACUAAAGGCAACAGUCGUAAUUCCUUAUGAUGAAAAUAUACAAGUAACCUUUCCAGUCGUGAUUGGUACAGUUUCUGCAAGACUACAAGAUCGUUAUGCUCAAAACCUUCAAGAAAUCGAUUCCAAUUUGUGUCCUGAGCCUUCAUCAUCAACGAUUACUGAAGCAGAAAAUGCGUAUUUGGCUUUACCACCUCCUAGCUAUGAAGAAUGUGUGAAUAACAGUGUCGAUUUAAGUCAAGUUGAUGAUUCAAGCUUUAUUAUCGAAGAUGAAAGUAGCUCAAUACCUACCGAAGUGGCAUUAUAG